AUGCCAGCAUCUGCGAGUGCCGCAAAUGGCGAAAAGAUAUCCGUCCUUUUUGUUUGUUUGGGCAACAUUUGUCGUUCUACAAUGGCCGAGGGCGUCUUCCAAUCGAUAGUCAAGGAUCCUUCUUCCCCGUAUUACAACCUCAUUGGCACGGUCGAUUCCUGCGGAACAGGUGGUUACCAUAUUGGCGACGAUCCCGAUUCCAGGACAAUGGCGACGCUUCGAGCAAACGGUAUCCGAAACUACCAACAUAGUGCUCGACGGCUUCAAGAUAGCGACUUCAAGAGUUUCGACUACAUCUUCGCCAUGGACAAUAGCAAUCAUAGCGACAUCAAGAGACGGUACAAUUCCAAGGGGGGUGGUGUGAAGGCGAAAGUGAUGCUGUUUGGCGAAUUCUCUGGCACCGACCGCAAAGAAGUCAUACAGGACCCGUACUAUAUCGACGGUGAUGCUUUCGAAAAGACCUACGAGCAAUGCAAAAGAUUCUCGAAGAACUUCUUGGCCGCCACUUUCCCCGACGUCUCGACGACAACGACCUGA
This is a messenger RNA of Xylaria bambusicola, 537 nucleotides long. Its product is annotated as protein-tyrosine phosphatase. Lineage: Eukaryota; Fungi; Ascomycota; Sordariomycetes; Xylariales; Xylariaceae. Bases 1 to 537 code for a protein of 178 amino acids. Gene Ontology annotation, biological process: protein dephosphorylation. Gene Ontology annotation, molecular function: acid phosphatase activity; non-membrane spanning protein tyrosine phosphatase activity. Gene Ontology annotation, cellular component: cytoplasm. The record is from RefSeq and is a predicted model, not a curated record. The transcript is spliced from 3 exons.